CUACAAUGCACAGCUCAACAACAAUUAAGACUGAAACGACGGCAGUAGCAACAACAGCGCAGUCGGUAUUCACCACAGUCGAAACCACUACAGGUGCGACUGUGCAGACGGUUACUUUGGUGAUCUCAUCACCGUUGGUCAAAGAGAAUAAGUCAUUGGAGUGGAGUGACAGUCUUCUGGAUCCGACUUCAGCCUUGUAUCAGAAAUACUCCACAGAAGUGUGUGAUCUGCUCAUCAAAAGCAUGACAACAGCUGAAAUCGAAGGGCUACUCAACGUCACUUGCACCGUGAUUGGCUUUGAACGUGGAUCAGUGAUUGGAAACGCGGUAUUAACUAUCCAACAUGACAAUUCCAGUGAGAACUUCUCAACAAGCAGUGUGGCGGAACAGACUGUUCUCACCGCGAUUGUCCAAUACACAGAAGAACUAGUUACCAAUCGUACUGAUCAGGUGUUUUUUGGUACAGCGAGCAACAUUACGAUAGAAGCUGUACCUGAAAUCAUAACGACAGUGAUGGCGACAGAAGCGGCGAACACUACAAUGCGUAGCUCAACAACAAGUGAGUUAUAUGUAUAUAUAUAA
Messenger RNA from Trichobilharzia szidati, 581 nucleotides. The record is from the annotation of a GenBank genome assembly. NCBI's taxonomy places the organism in Eukaryota, Metazoa, Platyhelminthes, Trematoda, Strigeidida, Schistosomatidae.